This is a messenger RNA of Rhizopus microsporus ATCC 52813, 1448 nucleotides long. Its product is annotated as HCP-like protein. Lineage: Eukaryota; Fungi; Mucoromycota; Mucoromycetes; Mucorales; Rhizopodaceae. The coding region runs from base 81 to 1385 and encodes 434 amino acids. Gene Ontology annotation, molecular function: protein binding. The transcript has a single exon. The record is from RefSeq and is a predicted model, not a curated record.
AAAGAAUAUGUAAAGCAGCAAAACAAGAGCAAGUUAUCGGCGUAUUUUCUCUUUCUUUUCCUUCUCUUUAUUACAUGACGAUGGAUCAAUUAUCGGUGGAUAGACAGUCAUUUAUCGAAGAAAAUGAAGAAAAGAUAAUGCAGGAAUAUGAAUAUCAUCGUGACCGGAUGUUUAUUCAAGACCAAAGAAAAAGAAACCAACAGCAACCUUUGUACUUUGAUGAGUAUUCGGGAGUGUAUAAACAUGCUGCAUCAAAGGAAAGGCAGUCUAUGAAACCACUUUAUUCAUCACCAGCUGUCAGUACGAUCUCUUUACUUAGUAUUCAUCAUGAUCGACCUUGGCCAAUUCCGGAAAACGUAACACAAGUGCAUUAUUUGUUCAAAAGAGCGAGAUCAUUUAGAGAUCCAUCAAGACAACUCAGUCUCUGCAAGACACUCAUGGCAACCAAGACAGACAAUAAGGAGCUCCAUCAAACGAUUCAACUGGAAACUCAAAAGUUAUUAAAAGAAUUAUCCACUGGCGUCUUAAGAGUAACAGAAGCCCAAAAGUUGCUGGCUUCGUGCUUUGGUGUCGGCGGUUUGGGUUUACCAUGCGAUAGAGAAAGAGCGUUCUUACUUUACCUCCAGGGAUCAAAACAAAAUGACCCAGAGUCAAAUUAUAGAGUAGGUGUAUGCUAUGAAUUAGGUAUUGGUACAAGGAGGGACUAUACUAGAGCAGUAUCAUUUUAUCGCAGAGCAGCCACUUUAUCUCAUGUAGCAGCAAUGUAUAAAUUGUCAAUCAUCCUGUUGAAGGGAUACUAUCAACAAGUGAUCAACGUCAGGGAAGGCAUUGCAUUAUUACAAAGAGCAGUAUCACUGGCGACAGAAACAGCACCUCACCCACUUCAUGCACUCGCCCUUUUGAUUAUAUCAAAUGAAUUCAGUGAUCAUCUUAUAUGUGAUACGGGCUAUGCACUGGAGCUCUUACAUCAAGCUGCCAAAUUGAAUUAUUUACCAAGCCAAGCCAAGCUUGGUGAAUUGUACGAAACGGGUAAACUGGUUCAGCAAGUAGACGAAGCCAAGUCAAUAUAUUGGUAUUCUAGAGCGGCAGAAAGAGGAAGCGCAGAGGGUGCACUGGCGUUAUCCUGCUGGUACUUGACUGGAUCAAGUAACAUAUUGGAACAAUCUGAUCGACAGGCCUAUCUCUGGGCAAGAAAGGCUGCAUCAACCGCUAAUAUUGACAGAUGGACUUUGGCUAAAGCUUACUACUUGAUUGGUAUCUAUAUUGAAAAGGGUAUAGGCACUGUCGAAGAAGAGGAUCCUCAGUUGUGGUUUCAGAGGUCAGCCAUAUUAGGUCAUAAAGGUGCCAUGGAAAAAUUGAAACAAGAGGAACAUUCCAGUCAUUGAAAUAUAAAAUAAAAAUAAAAAUCCAUGCUGUCAUACUUUCCAUUUUUGAUAAUGUCAACAAAA